UGUGCCGCUCACACGAUACAAUUGAGUGUAUACGAUGUAAUAAAAAACGAAAAUGUAAAAUUGAAGUUUGAAAAAUGUCGAUUAACUGCAAAAAAGCUUCGCACAUCGACUUCUGGUCAAUAAUAAUUUGUUACCACCGAUAGCUGACUGCCCCGCCCGUUGGAGCUAUUCAUACGAUUUGGUGAAGCGCUUAAAAGCUGUUCGAGAUUUCGUUGAUCAUAAUUUUGAAAACUCAGAUGUAGACUGGAGUUUUGUAGACGAUUUUUUCAGUACUUUUGCUCCUAUAAAGGCAACUACAGAAGAGUUACAAAACCAAAACUUGCUUUUUGGCGACUUCAUAGCAAUAUUUUUGGAAAUGUGCUUGGCCAUAAAAAAAAAGUUCCAAUGCAUCUGAAAUUUCAAGACUUUUAUUCCAUUCGAUUACUAAAAGGAAGAAAAUGCUACUAAGUAAUGCAACAGUAGCGGCAGCCUUUUAUUUAGACCCCAGAUUACAUCGUUUAUUGCUAAGUCCUGAAUUUGCGCAUAUGAGAGUAAUGGCCGUUGAGUAUUUGAAAACGCUACAUUUAAAAGCUAGUCCGAUUUUUGCUCAGUCAGCACAACCCCACAUCAUUUCUAUAACAGAAAGCGAGAGUAGUAUCGAAGAUACAAGUACCGACUUACUUGGUGAAUUAUUAAAUCAAAUAAGUUCACCUACAUACAGCGCCUCAUGCACUUCAGAAGCUUAUUUGGCUAUUGAAACAUUCAACGAAUUUACCGACACUAAAACCAAUUUAGCCGACUUUUGGGAACGAAAAAAGUUUUCACACAUAAUUUUGUAUCAGCUUUCUCAAAUUAUUCACGCAUAUAUAUUUAUUACAUGCAUAAUUAGUAUAAAUGUAAAUAAAAACGCGGUUCAAAUAGAAAUUCUAAUACGACAACGGCAAUUGCUUUGCAUACGUACGAAGUACAAUGUUCCAUAA
Molecule: messenger RNA, 959 nt
Organism: Rhagoletis pomonella (apple maggot)
Lineage: Eukaryota; Metazoa; Arthropoda; Insecta; Diptera; Tephritidae
Exons: 2
Coding region: 438-959 (173 amino acids)
Source: RefSeq, a predicted model, not a curated record